Malus domestica (apple) is the source of this 951-nucleotide messenger RNA. RefSeq names its product thaumatin-like protein. Gene Ontology annotation, biological process: defense response. Gene Ontology annotation, cellular component: extracellular region. The record is from RefSeq and is a predicted model, not a curated record. Lineage: Eukaryota; Viridiplantae; Streptophyta; Magnoliopsida; Rosales; Rosaceae.
UUUUCCACACGUAGUAAAUAAAAGAGCCUCCCAGUUACCAAACUCACGUCUCCGUUGCUCAUAUGAACAAAUGCCAAUCUCGCCUGAAAUCUUCUUCCUCCUCUCCUUUCUCAUCUCCCUCUCCUUCACAGAUGGGACUCAACUCAUCAUAGUGAACAACUGCAAGGAAAGCAUAUGGCCCGGAAUCCUUGGCAAUGCAGGCCACACAACACCUCAAGACGGCGGCUUCCACCUCUCCAGCGGCGAGCAACAAGUCCUUAACGUCCCCGAAAACUGGUCAGGCAGACUAUGGGGCAGGCAAGGCUGCUGCUUUGAUGAAAAAACCGGCAAAGGCACAUGCCAAACGGGUGAUUGUGUUGGGCUCUUACAAUGCAGGGGACUCGGCGGAGUCCCUCCAGCCACACUCGUUGAAAUGACACUCGGAACCUCGAAAUCCGCCUUGCAUUACUACGAUGUGAGUUUGGUUGACGGUUUCAAUGUGCCGGUUUCGAUGAGGCCAGUAGGUGGUGGUGGCGGUGGUGGGUGUGGAGUUGCUGCCUGUGAGGCUGACUUGAACGUUUGCUGCCCGCUUGCCUUGGUGGUCAAGAAACAAGGUAGGGUUGUGGGGUGCAAGAGCGCUUGCUUGGCCGGGAAAUCGGACCGGUAUUGCUGCAGAGGGGCGUUUGCGGAUCCAGAGAGCUGCAGGCCUACUGUUUUUGGGCAUCUUUUUAAGGCUAUUUGUCCUAGGGCUUAUAGCUACGCCUUUGAUGAUUCUACAGGGCUUAAGACUUGUUCGGCUCCUAGGUAUGUCAUUACGUUUUGCCCUCCUAAAUAUUGAUUUGUGUAGACCAAACCCUAGUGCAAAAUGCUGGGUAGGUUUGGUAGGGUUUUCUUGUAUUGUCAUGUAUUACUUUGGUUCUUUGGUACUGUGGUUUCAGUUUCUUUUAAGUUUUUUGGUUGCCGGCUCCAGUU